GUCUAAUAUUCCAUUCAAAAUUGGAAUAUGUGGCAACCUUGGUAACACCGCUAACAUCCAACAGCUGUCCAACAGCCAACUAACCUCACAUUCUGAGCCUCUAUUAUGUAUCUUUCUAUGCUAUGUAAACUGAAAAUUAUUGAUGUUUUAAACUUAUAUUUGUGUCUCGCGAUUGUUUAGCCCAGCUUUCAAAAUACCUUACAAGUGCUGCGUUCCUAAUUGUGCCGCUAAUUACGGGAAGGGUCCGAAGGUACACGUAUUUUCGUUUCCAUUGAAUGAAAACUGUCGUAAAAGAUGGCUCAAUGCAAUCCCUUGUAGUGAUUUAGUGGUUACAAAAAACACCCGAGUAUGGAAUUUGCACUUUGCUGAGGACAGCAUCACUUGGGAAUCCACCUUCCAUGACGAAAAGACAGGUAGGACCAUUACUGUACCAAGUAUCCAAAAUUAAAGGCAGAUGUAAUUCCAAGUAUCUUUGCAAAUUGUCCAAAAUACCUUUUAACGACAUAUCAAGCAGAAGAAGCCGAGAUGAGAAAUUGAGGGACAAGGAACAAGAACAACUACUUACAGCACUGCAAAGUAGCAUUGAUGAUUAUUCCUCCUAACAAAAAUCAACAAGUUUUCAAAAUUAUUCAGACUUGUGAGAAAGUCGUGGCAUUCAGUUCAUGGCAAUGUCCAUAUGAGUGGCAUAAAAUUGUUCAGGAUAAAGUUACUUUGUUUAAGUUAGAAUAUAAACCAGCACUCAUCAUAACUCACUCUGUAAUUUUUGAUAUUCAUUGAGUCCAUUGAAAGGAAAGCGGUUAAAUGACCUUUAUGAGCCUAUUGUUUGGUCCAACAGUGAUGGACAAGGUGAUGACAGUAAGCUGACAUUCUUGCAAAAAAUGCUAAAUUGGCUAGAAGAGUGGAAUGAUCCAGCAAACUUUCAAAAAGACUAACUAGUCAGACUUACACUGCACUACAUCAUACUUUAUAUGGAUUAUUGGAAUUAGUAAGGAACUAUGGGAGGCGAACCAGUUAACGGUCAGGUGAAAAGAGAAAAAGGUGGUCUUUACUCUUUCCAAAACAACAAAGUGAAAAAACACAUUAGCAAGGUGGGGAUAUCAAAUGGUCUGGCGUGGAACCUGGAUCUAAAGAAAUUUUACUACGUUGACUCUCACAACCGAACUGUGGAUGAAUACGACUUCGAGGAGGAAACUGGAGAUAUAUCAAAUAGAAAGACUGUAUUCGAUCUGAGUAAACAUGGUAUCAAUGGAUCUACGGAUGGUAUGGCUAUAGAUACUGAUGGAAACCUUUGGGUAGCUGUAUUUGGGUCACAUAGAGUAAUCAAGAUAGAUCCCCGAAAACCAGAGACUUUGCUGGAAGCCAUUAAUAUUCCAGCAAAACAAGUAACUUCUGUUGCGUUUGGAGGACCAAACUUGGAUGAACUCUAUGUCACCACAGCAAAGUUUACAAUAAAUGGUGAAGUUUUGUCACCUCCAGACCAUGGAGCUACAUACCGAGUGACAGGUAUCAACGCAAAAGGGUAUCCAGGAGUAUCAUUCGCUAAAUAGUUUUUUAACUUUUUUUGUACUGUAGCAUCAUUCAAAAUAAAAAUAUGUAUUCGUUGGCAUUCCUCUGUGUUAUAUUAUGUAAUCACUGGCUCACCAGCAUAAUGAUUCUGAAAUGUCGAUUCGCCGCCGUUCGCAGCAAUUGGGCCUCUGUUACUCCACUACGUGGAAAAUUUUGCGACAGGAUUUGGGUGUAAAACCUUAUAAGAUACAGCUGGUGCAAGAAUUGAAGCCACACCACCUCCCACAACGUUUCUAAUUUGGUAAAUGGGCGCUGGCGAAGUUGGAGGAAGCUCAUUUCUGGUUGAAUGGGUACGUUAACAAGCAAAAUUGCCGUAUCUGGAGUGAAGACCAGCCAGAAGCAUUGCAAGAGCUACCAAUGCAUCCCGAAAAAAUCACUGUUUGGUGUUUAUUAUGGGCCGGUGUCAUCAUCGGGCCGUAAUUCUUCAAAG
Acanthoscelides obtectus is the source of this 1996-nucleotide messenger RNA. The record is from the annotation of a GenBank genome assembly. NCBI's taxonomy places the organism in Eukaryota, Metazoa, Arthropoda, Insecta, Coleoptera, Chrysomelidae.